AUGAGAAGCUGCUGUUGGUUCUGGAGGACCAUUUUCGUUCUGCUGCUCUUCUUCCAGCCUGGCACCACCCAGUAUGAGAACCGGAUCUCUGUCCCGGAUCAUGGACUGUGCCAGCCCAUCUCCAUCCCUCUCUGCUCGGACCUCCCCUACAACCAGACCAUCAUGCCCAACCUGCUGGGUCACACGAAUCAGGAGGACGCCGGGCUGGAGGUCCACCAGUUCUACCCGCUGGUCCAGGUCCGGUGCUCCACGGAGCUCCAGUUCUUUCUGUGCUCCAUGUAUGCUCCGGUGUGCACGGUUCUGGAUCGGGCCGUCCCGCCCUGCAGGUCUCUGUGUGAGCAGGCUCGGCUGGGCUGCGAGGAGCUCAUGAACCGGUUCGGUUUCCGGUGGCCCGAGAGGCUGAGCUGCCAGAACCUCCCAGUCCACGGGACCAGGGAGAUCUGUGUGGGUCAGAACAUGAGCGACUUUAAUAGUCCCACGUCUGAGCCGGCCCGGACCACUCUGUCCCUCUCCAUUUGGAUCAGCCAACCAGUCUCCUGCCCCCUGCAGCUUCAGGUACCCCCCUACCUGAGCUACCGGUUCCUGGGGGUGGAGGACUGCGGCGCCCCCUGUGAGGCCUCCGAGCCCGGCGGACUGAUGUAUUUCACUGAAGAGGACCUGAAGUUCAGCCGGGUCUGGGUCGGUAUCUGGUCUGUUCUGUGCUGCCUCAGCACCCUCUUCUCCAUCCUCACAUACCUGCUGGACACGAGGCGGUUCCAGUACCCAGAGAGACCCUUCAUCUUCAUGUCCGGGUGCCACUUCAUGGUGGGGGCGGUCUACAGCGCCGGGUUCCUGUUGGGGGACCGGGCGGUGUGUGUGGACCGGUUCAGUCAGGAAGGAUACAGAAUGGUGGUCCAGGGAACCAGGCAGGAGGUCUGCACGGUCCUCUUCAUCAUCCUGUACUACUUCAACAUGGCCGCCGCCGUGUGGUGGGUCGUCCUGGCCCUCAGCUGGUUCCUGUCUGCCGGGCUGAAGUGGGGUCACGAGGCCAUCGAGGUCCACUCGCAGAACUUCCACCUGGCUGCAUGGGUGGUUCCGGCUGUGAAGACCAUCACGGUCCUGGUCCUGGGUCAGGUGGAGGGGGAUCUGCUCACCGGGGUCUGCUACGUAGGACUCUACAGCAUCGACGCACUCCGGGCCUUCGUCCUGACGCCGCUGCUCAUCUUCCUCCUUGUCGGCGCCGCCUUUCUGCUGGUCGGGUUCUCGUCGCUGUUCCACAUCCGAUCCAUCAUGAAGCAGAACGGUACCGAGACGGAGAGGCUGGAGAGGCUGAUGGUCCGGAUCGGCGUGCUCGGAGUUCUGUACGUGGUUCCUAACGCCGCCGUCAUCGCCUGCAACGUCUACGAGGAGCGGUUUCGCUCGGACUGGGAGUCCACGUGGCGCCUGCAGACGUGCAGACGCUUCCGGGUCCCGUGUCCGGCCGGAAACCCAACUCCGGCCUCGCCGAGCUUCACCGUGUUCAUGAUCAAGUACUGGAUGGCCCUGAUGGUGGGCGUCACAUCCGGGUUCUGGGUCUGCUCCGGGAAGACGCUGAGGUCGUGGCGCCGCUUUUUGAAGAACUGAACGUCGGCGAGCGAAAAGAUGGCAGGUCCAAAGAGUCCGAGUCUUCUGGUUCAGGGUUCAGUUCGAACGAACCACUCUCUGCGUUCAGGAACACCCGAGGAGCAGGAGGAGACCUUGGAGGCUCUUCAGGUGAGCUGGAGGAGAAGCUGCUCCUCCAUCAGCCUGGCCUUAUAG
Nematolebias whitei (Rio pearlfish) is the source of this 1776-nucleotide messenger RNA. RefSeq names its product frizzled-7-B-like. Gene Ontology annotation, molecular function: Wnt receptor activity; Wnt-protein binding. The transcript has 2 exons. Gene Ontology annotation, biological process: non-canonical Wnt signaling pathway; canonical Wnt signaling pathway. Gene Ontology annotation, cellular component: plasma membrane. The record is from RefSeq and is a predicted model, not a curated record. NCBI's taxonomy places the organism in Eukaryota, Metazoa, Chordata, Actinopteri, Cyprinodontiformes, Rivulidae.